Triticum aestivum (bread wheat) is the source of this 974-nucleotide messenger RNA. Its product is annotated as classical arabinogalactan protein 9. Gene Ontology annotation, cellular component: plasma membrane. NCBI's taxonomy places the organism in Eukaryota, Viridiplantae, Streptophyta, Magnoliopsida, Poales, Poaceae. The record is from RefSeq and is a predicted model, not a curated record.
CCUCGCUGCGUGUGCCACUCCCAUCGUAAAGCCACACAAAGAAAGAGAGGCAGUCAGAGCAGAGCAGAGCCGAGCCUUCGCCCUCGCCCUCGCCCCAGAGAGCGAACGCACACACACAGCCGCAAUGGCGCGCGCCGGCGCUCUCUGCCUCGCGCUGCUCUGCCUCCUCGCGGCGCACUCCGCCGUCGCCCAGAAGGCCACGGCCCCGGCCGCCGCGCCCACCACCACCACCCCCACGCCGGCGGCUCCCGCCAAGAAGACGACCGCGCCCGCCGCGGCGCCGACGGUCGAGGCUCCCGUCGCCGCUCCUCCUGCUCCCGUCGCCGAGGCACCCGCCACCAUCCCCACCAAGCCCGACGCCCCCGCGCCCGCCCCGGCCAAGAAGAAGAAGAAGUCGUCCUCCAAGAAGAAGAAGAGCAAGGCCCCGGCCCCCGCUCCCGUCGCCGCCGAGGCCCCCACCAAGUCCAAGAAGGCCAAGGCCCCCGCGGCCUCCGACGACUCCGAAGCCCCCGGCCCCGCACUCGAUGCCGCCGCCGACGACACCGCGGGCGCGAUCCAGAGCAUGGCAGGGAGCAUCAUGUCGGCGUGCGCGAUGGCGCUGGGCCUCCUCGCCCUCCUCGCCUAGACGAGCAAAGCCGGUGAGCGCGGGAGGCCAGCCGGCCCCGUCGAGACCCGGCACGAGAACACGCAAUCAUGCGGCGGCCGCUGCGCCGCGCCUUUUGACGAGCUGUCUGUGUCCGUGUCUGUGCAUGCCACCACAUUUUGCGCUGUAUCUCGUGUCUAUUUUUUCUAACUGGCUGGACGGGCCGGCAUCUCCUCCUCCUCCUUCCUGUGUAGUCCCAUUACUCACGCACGUCCGCCUCGGAUUCUUUCUUCCUGUGUACCAAAUUGAUGAGAUUUGAUUUAUAUUUUUAUUACUACCCCUCAUUGUAUUAUUCCAUCAUUGUUUAAUCAUAGAUCUGUCUCUUUCAUCA